Molecule: messenger RNA, 9266 nt
Organism: Cyanistes caeruleus (blue tit)
Lineage: Eukaryota; Metazoa; Chordata; Aves; Passeriformes; Paridae
Source: RefSeq, a predicted model, not a curated record
UUCUACAGCCCCUCUGUGACCUGUGACAAAAGUUUGCCGGGCCGGGUGUUCCAGUGACAGGUGGAUUUGUUCCCUGUCGCGGGGGAAACUUUCGCUGCCCUGAGCGUCCCUGGGCUGCGCUGUUCCCUCUGCCGCUGCCCCAAAGCUCAGCAGCGGGGAGGCCCUGCCUUUCUGCCCAUGAAAACCAGAAAAGGGUCCAGUUUCCGAGGAGGGCUGUAAACCUCUGUCUCUGCAAGGAUAAGAUCUUUUUAGCAAAGUGUCAGUAAAGUGAUUUCUUUCUAGACCACAAUUUUUUUUAUAGCUUUGUUAUGGCUGCGACUGGGUAGAAAUAAAAAGAUUGCUUCAGCAAGAUUUGCAGUCGUAUGAGCUCACCUUCCUUCUGGAUAAUCUUUAGGUGGCACCUACAGCAGCUGUGGUAUUGUCUUGUGUUCAGCUGGAAGCUGCUCAAAUGCCAUGGUAACAAAUGAGGUGUAAGUACCUGCAUGGAACAGGAGGUUUGGAUAAGCAAUAAGAAAAUAUUAUCCGUUAAUGCGUUUCAGUCGCUGGAAAUUAGAAUGAGUGGCAGUAACUUCUCUGACCAAGUUGUGAGUCUCCUGAUGGAAGGACAGUAAGAUGGAGAACUAGCUUCAGGUGACAGUGAUUGUGUUAAUUAGCUUAUUUUGGAUAGGCUUCUCUACCACCACCAUUUUAAAGUAAACCUGCGCUGUUUUCAAGGGGUGUAGGUAUAUAGUGUAGUGUCAGUGACUGCUGGAAGUGAGAAAAUACAGCUUAUUUUGCUUGGGAGCAGUCACAUUCAAAUGCUAAAAUGCUUAGUAGCAAUCAGUAGGGAGCUAUCUGUCUUGAAAUCAAAUAUAUUUACAAUAUCAUAACAACUUGCCUGAUUUUUGUCAUUACUUUCUUUCACUCUAAUACUUACCUUAGAAAUCAGUGUCCCUUUUUUGGAGGAUUUUUUUUGCCCACGCUCUCUCUCCAGUGAGUAUAGCCUGUUACCUUGAUUUUGGUUUCCUUCAUUAUAGACAGUGAGGGGAGACUGGAGACAGGAACAGUCUGUUCACGGUGACUUUCUGAUAGAUGGGAGGACAAAAGAAGGGGUCUUUGCUCACCUGGUUGAGCUCAUAUGUGAUGCUAAUAUGAGAAAAAGUCACAGUGUGCCUUAUUUAUACCAGACUUGAGGAGGGAAGGAUGCCCUGUCACAUGCAUAUAUAUUACUUCUCUGUACUACAGUGCAAAUACAUCUAUUGGGGAAUCUCUUUUAGCGUUAAAAAAAAGAUGUUUUUACAUUUAUUAACUAUAAAUAUUUGUACAGAGGAAGAAGUAGGACUUUGGUUUCAUGAGUCUUACAUGAGAAUAUCUUUGAAGUCAAGGCUUGACGCACUUCUGACUCACCAAAAUGGAAGACCCACUGUUCUCACAAAAACUUGCUUAAUUGUACAAAGUGGGCCCAGUUCACAGGCAGGCUGUGAAACCUUAACAGCGUGGACUGACUCCUCGGUAAAUGCCUGCCUGGAAAGUAGUGCCAUGGCCUCUGAGAAACUCCAUUCUCACUAGGAUGGGUGUCCAUUCUCACUGGUGGGGUGUGACUUCAGCAUACUGUUUCUUUUUCUCUUGUCAUAGUCUCUUUCAUUCACAACAUCCUUUCUUUUUCCUCCAGAGCUGAAUUGCUGUGAUCAGUUUUACUCCAUCCAUUCUAGGAAGGCUGGUGGUUGACAUGAGGGAAGUCAGGGGAAAAAAGCAACAGGAAGGGUGUGCUCCUGAAAGCUAGUAUCAUGUUUUUCCUAAGGACACAUUAGGGACUGUUGGUUAUCCUGUUGUUAUUACUGAGGCUCUGCCUCUGUUGGGAAUUCACACAAUCUCUGAUGCCACCAUCUGUGGAAGGAACUUGCUCUCCAAAAGAAGCAGUCAAGCACAUUUUGCAGAUGUUUGAUUACCUGUAGGGGUGACUUUAAUGGUUGAAGCUGCACAUCACCACAGAUUAUACAUAGUAUAAGAUGAAACCACUAAGGAAAAUACUUACCUUUCAUGCUUCAGUCCUGUUUGUUGUUUUGUAAUGAUAUCUACUUUACUUGACCAUUAGAGAAACUGUUUGCCUUCAAACUGGUGAGAAAAACACAGGUUUGUGUGAUGUCUGAAAGAUACCACCAGUGUACAUCUUUCAUCAAACUCCUGCUAAACCACAUCUCAGUCCAUCUGAAGUUUGUUUGAAACCAAAGCCUCACUUUCACGUUGUAUAGCAGUCUUUACUGCUUGUACAACAGCUGAAAUCAAUGGUACUGCUUUAUUUGGGGGCACUAGGAGUGGGUGGAAGAAGGGAGGAGUCUUCUAUAAUAGCAGUUUUGAAGUUCUGUUUAUUCACCAAACCAUGCCAACUGCAUAUUUGACACAUUAGCAGGUUUGCUGUUUGCUUCUGACAUUCCAUGUCACUUGAAAAUGGGUUUGGAAUUGGGGUUUUUGGUGUCUCCUUUGGAACAAGAGACCACUACUAUUCACCUGGUUGACAGAACCAACAUAGCUGUAAAAACGAACAGCUUUAUUUUAACCUGAAUGCAAACUGUGGCUGCAUUUCCCAGGCAGCUGGUUAGGUAUGCAGGGGAAUACUAAGUGACCUUUCUACUGUUGGAAGUCUUUACAGGACUGAGCUGGUUGCUUUUGGAGGAUAUACCCUUCCAAUGUCCUUACUGCUUGAAAAAGCAAAAAUCUUUGAUACAACCAGAGUGGGAGGGGGAUGCAUGUGUUGUAGAAGUCGACUUUCAAGUAGUGGUAACAUUAUGGAGAGAGAGAAGCUUAAGGGCAUAUUUACGUGGUACAGUUCAUGCCUUUGAACAUCUUUUAUGAUCAUUAAAAGGGUAAGGUGAAGGCUUUGAUAUAUUGUGUUUUGAGAACUGGAGUACUUUAUAGCUUCGUUUUAACUAACUGCUGUUUUUAGGAGUCUAGUUUUUUUGUGCCCAAAUAGUAUCCUAUUUUUUCCCUUGUCAAAUAAGGCGAUAACAAGCUAAAGUAUUAAUGUAAAUGAAAGCUCUGAAGAUAUUUUUGAAGCACUGGGAUUAGUGUUUUUCUUUCAUUGUAGUGGCAUGACUUUAUUGUGCCAAUAGAAAAAUACUUCUUUAAAAUUUUCCUUAUGAUAGAUUAAACCUGAAAUCCUGUUUUACAAGACUGACAUAUUGCAAAAUAUUGAGAAUAUGGGAUUGCACCAUACUACUAUGGCAAAAUCCAUAUCAAGACUAAAGGGAAUCCAGUUUGUGUAAUGUAACCAAGGAUGUAGGAUUUGGGAUCAGUUUGGGCAUGUUACUGAACCAAUGAGCUACACAGAUUAAUUUAAUUUACAAUCUUUAUUUUGCAAGUUGCAUAUAAUCUUUUCAGCUGCAGCCAAAUUCAGCACUCUUGCAUUUGUCCUGCAUUUCAUCCUUCAGUGAGAUAAGGCAUUUUGUUCAAUGAGUAAGUGGGACCAACCUUCCAAUACCUCAUCCAGAUUAAGUAAUAAUUAUAUAUAAUUACUGUUCCUAGGGGGAAAGUAAUUCUGCCUCAUUGAAAUUCUUUUAUCUUCAAUUAACCUAUUCAGUUCUUACUGGAAAUAUGAAGCAAAGUGCCAGCUUGCUUCAGGCGCUUCUUCCAAAGCUGCUAACUUUGGUUCUAUUUGCCACCAGUGCUCACUUUGUGCAGUGUAGCCAGCUCCGAGUGUUUAGGUGGCACCAGUAAGGAGGAGCACGUGCUUGGAUAGGAGCAGGCUGUGCUGAACACCUUGUUGGAUCAGCUUUCCAUCCUGUUCAUCCGCUUCUGUCCAUAUCAGUGAGAAGGCUUGGUGACUCACAUUUCCUCUCUCCUUCCAAUUCUUCGUUUGGUUUUGUGGGGCUAUGGCUAGGGAGUACCGUAAAUACUUUUUACCCUCAUUUUUUUCUGUCUAAUAACCAACUAGGCUUUAUUCUGCCCCACUGUGUGUGGUAUCUUGUGUAAGUUUUGCUCUGUUUUCAGAGAGCAGCCUUAACCUUGCUAACAGAUCCAAUGGGUAUGUGAUGAGUAGGUUGUUUGGAAUUCAGCAGCCAGGUUCGGAGUUUCCUGGCCACAAGCGCCCAGGAAAGUAACAGACUAGAGCACCAGAGACCCUGUCUAGCUCAGUUCUAGAUUAGGUUCACUUGGUUACACCUUCCCAUUAAGCAAACGUACUUUAUUCCAGUGAUGACAAUCUGUACUUUGACUGUGCCUACGGUUUUGACUAUAAAUAUAAACCUGAAACUGUUUUGAAAUGGUGAGCUGGUAAACUGUGGGGUAGGAAGGGCUUUAGAACUAGAACACAUUGAUGUUGCAGUAGCUCUUCUGUUUUCCUGGGGAUUUUGAUUUCUCCUCAUGAUUAGAAUCCUUUAUAUUUAUGCUCACAAACCCACUAAGAUGAGUAGUCUUCGCAUCCUUCUCCUUCCUUGCUCUCUUUGUAUUCCCCCUGUUCUAUGUCUUCCUAUACAGAGUAAAUUAGCACAGUAUAUUUCUGUAUGUAAUUUGUUCAUACAGACUUGCUCUCUGCUCUUUUCUGGGGGUAGAAGGAAAGAACUGCUAAGCCAUUUAAAUAGACUAAGGUGAUGAUUUAGUGUAGUCAUCCAUACCCCACUAGCUAAGCAUAGCACUACACUGACAAAGCCAGAAAUUAAAGCAAAUGGUAAAGUUUAGUCUUAAACAGAAUUUAUCCAUGGAUCACAAUUGAUCUUUAAAUAAAUAUAAGGCACAAAACAUGCCUUCUCUUAAUUCAUAUUGACAAAAUUUCCCACAGCUGGCUUGUCUGUUUGUAACUAUUGGCAUGACGUGCUCUUUUUGCCAUUUGUUUUCAUUUUUAUUAAUAGUUUGUCAACCUGAGGUGUAGUGUAUCAUUUUUAUUGGGAGACAAAAAGCUUACACACUGUAAUGUUUUCAGUGGCACUGUAAAUUACACACUGACUUCAGCCAGCACAUCUUCAAGUGUGACACCUGCAACUUUUUACGCUUUUACCAUGCAUAGUGGCUUUGCAUCAGAAAACACUGAUUAUGUCAACAGGUUGUGUGAAGAAGAUAGAUGUUUUUUCUUGGUCGCCAGUUUCAGUUUUUAAGGACACAACUGAGGCUUUUUUAUUUUUUAGACUUUGUUUCAGGUUCCUUCUCAAAUUUUGUGUCACUUGAAAUCUUUUAAUCUUGGAGAUUGAUACCUUGAAGGUGGUGAUGUAGAUAGGGAAAGAGUACCUUGAGGUUUUCCUUUUCCAGAGUUCUGCAUCUUUCAGGUGUUGAGGGUAAUAGUUAUCUUCUGAUAGACAUUUGCUGCUGGUGCACUUUCAUAAAAGAGAAAGCACUGAGGGAAGUUUUCUGUCUUCACUAUUUUUUCCCUUUUCUAAAAAAAUUUCACUUCUGGUUUCUUUUAAAAUGCAUCUGUUUUCUGUUGGCUACAAUACAAGUAAUAUAUUGGAAAUAAGUGUCAAACCUAUGCAGAGGACUUAAACCUGAUGUUUGGAGCUCCAUGCAUCAGCAGCCUGGAGAGAGCUUUGUCUCUUAUAUGGUGACCUCUGAUUGAGUAUUGAAGGACAAAAUAUAAUAAGGUAAUUUCAGUCCAUCCCUGAGUAUGUCUUGUGCUCAUCUGUUCUUAAGCAGGCGUGGUGAUUACUGUUAAUGACAGUCAGUGUGUUUAUCUCACAGUCCGACAUUCCAAUGUACUCUGAAGAAAAAUGUGCUCCUUAAAACUGCAGCAAUUGAUUCUAGAAUGUAUUCCACCUAAUGGCAAAGUUUGCAACUUACAGCUUGUUGACAAAUAGAAGGUUGAUCUGGAUUUCUCCCAGGUACAGACUCCUUGGCUGACAAACUUUGACAGCACUAAAACACUGGAAUAUAACCUAAUGGAAUUAAUUCACUGCUUACAGUUGGGGAAUUUUAGUGGCAUUCUGUUCCUGUAAAAUGGGUUGUGCAGUUUCCACUUUGUGAUAGGGUUUAAUACUUUGUGAUAGGGUUUAAUGCUUUUGAUGUGGGGAACAGUCUGCUCUGAGAAGAUAAAUCUGUACUGCAAACUAACUAGAGUUUUGGGGAUUUUUUUUUCUUUCCUUUCUUUUAGUAUUGGAUGAAUGAAUAUACUUCUUCCCUUGGAAUUGGAGUGUUUCAUUCAGGUAUAGAGGUGUAUGGCCGAGAAUUUGCCUAUGGUGGUCAUCCAUACCCUUUUUCUGGAAUAUUUGAGAUUUCACCAGGAAAUGCUUCUGAGCUAGGAGAAACAUUUAAAUUUAAAGAGGCUGUGGUUCUAGGCAGUACUGACUUUAUGGAAGAUGAUAUAGAAAAAAUAGUCGAAGAGCUUGGAAAGGAAUUCAAAGGAAAUGCUUAUCACCUAAUGCACAAAAACUGCAAUCACUUUUCUUCAGCUUUAUCUGAGAUUCUCUGUGGAAAAGAGAUUCCACGAUGGGUGAAUCGCCUUGCCUACUUCAGCUCUUGUAUACCCUUCCUCCAGAGCUGCCUGCCAAAGGAGUGGCUAACUCCUGCAGCCCUCCAAUCUAGUGUUAGCCAGGAGCUACACGAUGAGCUGGAGGAAGCUGAGGAUGCAGCAGCAUCAGCUUCCUUGGCAAGCUCGGCAUCUGGGUCUAGAACUGGACGCCACACCAAAUUAUAAGUCCUCCUCCAAAGUAGCAAAUGGUUUGACAUACUUCAGUUUGAUCUCUUCAGCAAUUGACUUCCUGACAGAACAUGAGAGCCAACUCUAGAACAUUGUUUUUAUAUGCAAAAAAAAAAAAAAAAAGCUCUCAUCAACCCCUGUUUCAGCUCAGGAUUAUUUACAUAGUGAAAGGAAUUGCUGGGAGAAAAGGGAAGGAUUUUGUGUGAAGCCACCCUUUUCAUUUUCACCUGUUUGGUAGACUUGCGUUAACUUAACAUCUUGCAUAAAGCAGAACUUAAAUUAUUUGUUUACAGUAUUGUGUACUGCUGUUUACAAGUCCUGCAAGGACUCCUGCUACCAUGGAAGAAGAAAGAAUUUAAGUUUGAUUUCACUGUUGAUAUAAAUCAAAAGCAGUGGUAUGAUGCCCUGGAUGAACUUUCCCUUUUGUUUUCAAGAUUUAAGGCAGGAGAACAUUAAAUUGAGGAAUGCCAGAAACUGCAGAAUGCUAUAUAUGUGAACAGGGUACUGUGCGCUUAAAGUGGCUGGUGUAAGCAAGUAGAUUGCAGGAUGUAGGGAGACUGGUUUGGUCUAAAAUCUGUUCCUAGAAGUAUGACCUCUACAUUAAUGAAACUGGAUUUUUGCACAUAUGAAGGGAAAUUUCUAUCUCAUUGCAAUGCACAUCAAUCCAUUUUUUUUUUUCAAUUCAGCCAUGUAGUUUUCAUCCUGUCUUGUGUCUUUACUUGCAGUUUACUUCAGGAUUUAAACAUGUGAAUAUCAUUUGCUAGAAGCAUCAACAAAUGCUUCACUUCUUUGCUUUACUUGAUGUCCAACUUGUAUAUACAAGUUAGUACUUGUAUUUCUUUUUUGUUUGUUUGUUUCAUAUAGUUUGGAAUCAUGUAAAACAAGCCAUUUAUGGUUGGGGAAUGGCCUUUGCUUCCUGCUGCUGAUUUUGCUUCAUAUGAGUUUGUAAACAUUUGUGUCCUUCUUUUUUUGAGCUAUAAAUUACUGCCCAGUUGUGCAUGUCCGCACAAAUGAUAGAGAAAUCCUAAUUUAUUUUCCCAUAGUCUCUAUCUGUGGCAUUAACUUUCUUACCAGAUGUAAUGAAGAAAAACCUGAAAAUUGCUUAUGCACCUGCGUGUUUACACAGCAGAACCCACUAAUCUGCACACAUAAUUAUAUCUGAAAGUAAGAGAUACUAUUUUCUAAAACACAGAAGUAUGUUUGCUGGUAGAUUAUAAUUAGAGCUAAAUUAUAAUUAGUGAUCAGAAUAUAUAAUUGAAUGCCUUAUUCUUGUUCAUUUAGCAAGAGAAUUAAUUGUUCUUCCAAUCAUUAGUGUAAAUUAGUGAGGUUCUAUUGUGCACAUAAGGCUACAGUAGCACAAACAUGAGGGAGGUGAGCUUGAGUAUUUUGUAAGACUUGCUGCCUUAAACUAACAAAAAAUAUACCAUCCCUAAACUGGUCAGCUCACUAAGAAGUGUGCAUUACUAGAAAUAUGAAUUAUUCUUAUGAGCUUUAUUUACAGUCUUUUGCUGGGUUUAGUUUUUCUGUUGAAUGAAAUACUGACUCUGCAGUUUCUGCUGUUUAAAAGCAAAAAAAAAAGUCCUCUUGGGAGGCAAAAAGCUUCAUAUUAUGAAUGCUCCUGGCCAUGGGUAGUGGUGCCAUUGAACCCUAUGGGAAGGUGCAGUAGUUGUAUCAUCAUAAGAAUUCUUACUGUUGCCAGCUCCAACUUGUGUUAGAAACAAGUGGAAGUUUUUCUGCUGCCACCUGGUUUGAAUUCUUCAUCAGACAGACUUUAGGUUUUCACUUAUCUUUUGUGAUGCAGUGUAGUACAGAGAGAGAUACAUUCAGUUGUAGUGAGGGGGAAAUCAAGUGAGACUCUUUCUGGAAAGAAAUAGUAGUAAAUCUCUUUCUGGAAAGAGAUAGUAGUAAAAGUCUCCCUAACUGUAUUUUGGUACGUGUUUUAAUAAUCUCUUCUGCCAAGUGGGAAACGCUUAAGACCUGGUGAGUCUGACACUAACUUCAUUCUCUGUUUGAUAUCCAGAAGCUGGGUAUACUGACCCUCCCUGUUGAGUGCUUUCCACUCUGAAUUUGAGUUCUCCUUUCCUUCUUUUCCCUGUAGUGAAAAUGAAUAUGGUGGUCUCCAGUCAACUCUCAAGCAUUACAGAACUGAAUUUCGCACUACUCACAGCUCACAUAACAGGCUGCAGACAGGUUAUUUUGUCUCUGCUAUGCAGCUGUGGUAGUAAUGUGACUAAGUCUCUUGGCCAGGGCAGGUCCUUUAUUUCAGCUCAGGGUUGAGGCCACUGAUCUAGCAAAGUACUGUAGCUUUUCCUAUGCUUUAGGAAAAAUAAAUGGACUGAAUUUUCAUUGCUACCUUUUAUGUACCAAAAUCAGCUUUUUAGGCUUCUGAUACAUCCAGAGCGCUAGGUCACAAAUCUCUACACCUUCAUUAACACACACAAUUACAGCAUGUACAAUGCAAGAACGUGACAGAUCACAGCACAGUUUUUAUUUAGAAGUAAAACUAAGACUAUUUUUUAUAAAGCAGACUGGAAAGUUUGUAACAAAAACAUUCACUUUAUUGGUAGCUGUACAGGUGAAAAUACUGUCUUAUGCUCCAUAAGGACUUUUUUUUGUUUGUUUUGAAACCAUCCAUUUGUAAAUCCUGUGAGGAAACUGACACCUGAAC